This is a messenger RNA of Phlebotomus argentipes, 3177 nucleotides long. RefSeq lists its product as uncharacterized. The coding region runs from base 367 to 1482 and encodes 371 amino acids. The record is from RefSeq and is a predicted model, not a curated record. The transcript is spliced from 4 exons. NCBI's taxonomy places the organism in Eukaryota, Metazoa, Arthropoda, Insecta, Diptera, Psychodidae.
UGUUCAGUUGCUGUUGAGUUUCCGUUGUGAGCGGUUGGAUCCGCUCAUCGGCCGAACGUUCGCACCGCAGUUUUAGAGUCUCUGGCAAUAUUUUCCUCCUUGUUUUCCAACCUCCGUGGCGCUGUGACGGGAAAAUUCUUAAUAGGCUUCCGUGCCAGCGAGUGCCUCUAAAGUGUGAGAAAAGUUGUUUAUACGUCGUGUGUGGGGAAAAAGGAUUUAUUUUUAAGUAGACUCAACCAGUUAGAGAGUGAAUAUUGCGAUGUAUGAAGUGAAAUACUUGGAAAUGUUGUAAUUAACACAAUAGAGAAUUAAAAGUGAAGGUUUCGGUGUUAUAAAACAUACUUGUGUGAACCCAUUAAAUUCACAAUGCAUCACUCAUUUGUGGCAAUUCUGCUGAAUGUCGCCCUUAUUGCCGGCAAUAUGUUCACACCGGCGAGCGCGUCAUCGGUGAAAAUGGAAAGUGAGGACGGAGUUUUCCUCAACAGAGCACUGAAGCAGCCCUGGGAAGACAGCUUAUCGUCCGAUGACAUUCGGUGCCACUGCAAUCUGCCCAUCUGCAUCACCACGGGCUACAUGUGCAGAACCAACGGCGGCUGCUUCAGCGAAGUCAAGGAGUCCGCAGACGACGAUGACCUGCCCGCGCGACACGGUUGCAUGCAUUUGCUGGAAGACAAACACUUAAAGUGCAACUUGGAAGGUGGAAGGCAUCAGCAAAUCAGAUCAUCAACUGCACUCUUGCGAUGCUGCCAAGAAGAUAUGUGCAAUCACGUUGAUACGCCAGAUAAUAAGAGAUUCAAGUCUGACUCGAGGGCGAGAGAAGGUGAUCACAGCCGAGGAAGCCAGGCAGCCGAGGAGUUCCACAGCUCGGACUUCAGGCCAGUGGCCGGCGACGAGAGUCACGACGAAGUGUGGUUCAAGACCGCCACGAUCGCCAUCACUGUGUGCGGCGCCAUAAUUCUGCUCGUCCUCAUCGCCGCGGCUGUGCGAAUGCUGCGCAGCGACGGCCGCCACUUGGACACGUCCUUAAAGCUGGCCACCGGCGGCAGUCCCGGCUGCAGCGGCCGCAAGAUCAUCCUAGACUUCGGUGACGCGUACAACCAAGUGUACGGCGGCAGUUCGCAGCAGAACGUGAAGCAGGCGCCGCUGCUGCACGACAGCCUGCCGCCGUCGUACACCAUCUACCCGCCGCCGCACUACCACCAACUGCUGAAGGUGGGCGGCGACUCGAAGAACGAGGCGCAGGCGAAGAAGAACCAGAUCAAGAGCCUGGAGUACACGUUGCUGCCGCAGAGCUGCCACGAGGCGCAACAGAAGCCCAUCAACACGGACGUGGCCGCGAAUCCGGCGUUCCGGGACGUGAAUCUCAGGCCGGCGCCGCACGGAGCGCACACGGACGCCGCGGUGGACGCCAAGACGUACGAGAAGGACGCCGUGCCCGCCAAUUGGACAAACAAUUCCAGAGGCAGCGCGUUUGGAGUGUAGAAAAGAUCCCAAAAACCAUUCGAACAGUCUUUUUUUGCCAUGCGAUCGAACCACUAAAACCGCGCCAACUCGGCAAUAUGCGCAUAGAAAUUGUCUCUUCUUUGUAAAUACUUUCACCUAUAUUUAUAUUAUAUAAUGGCAAGUGAGAAAUUUUUCCAAUCCUCUGGAUUUUCGUGCGCCGAGACAAGAAAAUAAAAAACAUCACAGAGACAAGCAAAGUUGCAGAAGAAACAGCACAGCGACUCCAAUUUUCCAUUCUGAGUCUCUGAUGCGUAACUCCGCCUAUUCGGGAGACACGCCCCAUAGCGAAAAUGACUCGCUGAAAAGCGAUUUUUCCUCACGAAAUUUUGUAAAUAAUUUAAAACAAACACUAAAUUUCUGGAGAAAAUUGUGCAAAAAGAAUAAUGUUUGGUGUUUCUUCAGUGUGGAGAGCAAGAAAAAAUCGCUGUUUCUCGUUUUUAAGUGAUAAGUAAGAUUAGACUUUAUAAUUUAUCACAAAAUGGAAAAAGAGAAAAAAAAAUCUUCUUUUGUUCACAAGAUGAGACUGUUUAUUUGUAAUUAUCAGCUAGCAUGUAAUUUAGAAGCACUUUAAGUUCAUGCACAGUUUUUUUUUCUUUGUUUACUUUUGAGAAGAAAGCGACAAAAAUCAUUUUUUAUAUCAUGCAGAAGGAUUUUUUUUCUAUUAAUAUUUAUUUCGUUCUCAUACAAUCUUGUGCACAUUCGUUUCUCUCUCUCUCUCUCUUUAUUUUCUAUUUAAUUGUAAGUUUGAAACUCAUUUUCUCAUCACAACUUAGAUGACUUUUCUUUUUAACCUUUAGAGACUUUUUGUAAAACCUUUACACUCAAUAAUUGCCAGUUAGAAAACGGUUGAAAGGAAAUGAAAUGCGAAAGAGAAGAAAUAUUCAGUGUAUAUUUCUCUUAAUUAGGCUGUGAAUUCAAUAAAGGCCUUUUUCUUCGAAUGUUCUGUACUGAGAGAAGAUUUUUCAAAACGAAAUAUAUUAGCAUGUAAAAUAUGCAAUUUUUAUAUGAAGAUAAGAAAUAAAACAUACAAGUCAAGAUUUCAACACAUGAAAGUUUCUACACAUAAAAAUCACAUUUAUUGUUUAUGAGAAAUAGAGCAAAAAUCUAUGAUAACAAGUGAAUAUAGUAAAGCAUGCGGCCUUUUAUCUAUAAAAUCUCCCCUUUUCCACACGCUGGACUUAAUGUAGGAAAUGUGGAAAGGAAGAAAAACUGACAAAUGAAUGUUCUUUCUGAUGAAAUAAUAGAACUCGUGCCUAAUACAAUUUGUAAUGAGCUUUUGUGGCAUAAUUCCUUCUCUUUAUACACACUAAGAUUAAUGGAAGAAAAGAAACUGAGAAAUAGUGAAAUAUAUUAGCCACAAAAUAUAUUGUGAUAUAUGUAUAAAUAAUUUAAUUACAUGCUCCACAUAUUCUUUCAAUCUGUACUUGAAUUUGCGCGGCAGAGUUCAAGAGUGUCAAAGAAAGAGUGCCAAUUGAUGUGCUAAUAAGAAUUUCUCUGCAAACAACAUUGGCACCUAUUUCAACAUCUCAUCAUUGAAAAUUUCUUAUGCUGAAAGGAGGAAAAUAACAUUGGAGCAUGAAAGUAAAUUUUGUAAUAAUACAGAAUUUCAAUGUAGAAUUUUUAUAAUAAGAUUUGUAUUUGAAAAGUAAUUGAAUAAAUGCAAAGAUAGAAAAA